AUGUUGCUCAAACGUUUUCAAAAUGGCGGAUUCUUGGUUUCAUUUUACAAAAGCAGUUGUAAGAAGAGUUUCUAGCCGUUUUGCCGAAGGUUCUUUGAAACUUGAAGAGCCAGAGGAAGCGAUUAGUUUAACAAAAGCGAAAGAACAGUGGACGAAUUAUGUUGCGGCUUUGAAAGGGUUAGGGUUGGAAAUUAUUGAGAUCGAAGCGGACGAUAAGUCUCCCGAUUGUGUUUUUAUCGAAGAUGCGGCUGUCGUAUGCGAUGAUACUGCUCUGAUUACAAGGCCCGGCCAUGCGUCAAGGCGAGGGGAAACUGUCGCUGUUAGAAAAACUUUGGAAAAGCUUGGUACUAUAUAACUCGCUUUAUAGUAAUAAUAAAUUAUAAAAUUCCAGUGUGGAAAGUAAAAGUUUGCUUUCUAUAUAUUUACAAUUAAAUUUCGAAAUCUUGGCCGCGCAAUUUCCAAACUAGUCAGAAUCAGGGUCUUAGCUAGGAUCUUAGAUCUUGGGCGUGUUUCUAAUGGCCAGGGUGUGCACAUGUCAAUUACCCUGAAUAGCCAAAUUCACGGUUCUAUAGUUAAUAUGCUUGCCACUGUGUGACAUAUUCGAUAUUCCAACACUGUUCAAUCUUGUCCCCCGAGCCUGCGAUCCUCGGGAAGGAACGCAAGGCUCUGGGAUGAUCCGUUUCAGGGAGGGAUCUGAUUGGCCGUUGAAAUGGAAUGCAUGGUUCAAUCUUAGCCAGAAUUCCUGGCUUCCAGCAACGGUUUAUCCCAGAGCCUCGCGUUCCUUCCCGAGCAUCACAGGCUCGGGGAACGAGAUCCAACACUGUUUUGUAUGUCAAUAUAAAUAUACAAUACAAACAGACCUAUUUUAUUCUUAACAAGCUUUCGUUGGUAGGGACACAACUACCUGAAAAAUGUAAGGAGAGUUGUGACGUUUCAAGCAAAGGCCCUUUGUCUGGAGUUACUAGCAGGGGUCGGGAAAAUUACAUAAGUUUUAUACUAAGAAUAUGAAAGCAUCAUGUGACAAAAAAUAAACCAAUCAGAUAGAUUUAGUCAAAACAAAGUGUAAACAAAAAAAGUAAAUCACAUUACAGAAUAUAUUACUGACAAAUAUACAGAAAACUCCAAUUGUCUUUCAGGUCUAAAAAUCAUUGAUAUGACAGACCCGGCAUUAUUGGAUGGUGGUGAUGUUUUGUUCACAGGUCAAGAAUUAUUUGUUGGUCUUACGUCCAGAACUAAUAAAGAAGGCGUUGAAUCUUUGGCAAAAGCCUUUCCCAAGUAUCCAGUUACAGCUAUCGAUAUGGCUGAAGAAGGUAAUGUAUUUCUUCCUUCAAAAACAACCUUCCCAAACUUGAAUCCUUUGACAUCAAUCGAUUGCACACUUCGAAGACUUAGUGUUUCUAGUAUCGUUCCUACAAUCCAACUUGCUGUUCGUAAAGGUCAAUUUAUGCAUUUUUCAUGUUAA
This is a messenger RNA of Paramuricea clavata, 1462 nucleotides long. NCBI's taxonomy places the organism in Eukaryota, Metazoa, Cnidaria, Anthozoa, Malacalcyonacea, Plexauridae. The record is from the annotation of a GenBank genome assembly.